This is a messenger RNA of Rhizophagus irregularis DAOM 181602=DAOM 197198, 3466 nucleotides long. RefSeq lists its product as uncharacterized. Gene Ontology annotation, biological process: nitrate assimilation. Gene Ontology annotation, molecular function: NADP binding; heme binding; 2 iron, 2 sulfur cluster binding. NCBI's taxonomy places the organism in Eukaryota, Fungi, Glomeromycota, Glomeromycetes, Glomerales, Glomeraceae. The record is from RefSeq and is a predicted model, not a curated record.
AAGAUUAUCACGUAUUGCGCGUUGGAAAAAAAAAAGUAAUGGUCCCGUGACUUAAAAAUAAUUUAUAUAUUGAAGCCCCACAAGUUGUUUUCUUUUCAGAAAUUCUGCUUAAACUAAAAAUAUAUUAUGGCACUUAACAAAGUUGACGACAAACGGACCGUAGUGGUUUGUGGUCUUGGUAUGGUCGCCCUAUCAUUUAUUGAAAAGUUAUUAAAAUAUGACACAAAACACCAAUUUAGAGUAGAAGUAUUUUGUGAAGAAGCUCAAGUUGCAUAUAACAGGGUCGGUUUAACUCAAUUCUUUUCUCAUCGAGAAGAAGAACGAAUGUUGAUGCAACCCUUAAGUUGGUAUUCGGAGAAUGAUGUAACUGUUCACAUAAACGAGAAAGCAACUUAUAUCGACACAACUACAAAAUGUGUAAUAUCGGAAAAUGGCUUAUCCGUAUCUUAUGACACGUGUAUGUUGGCUACAGGAUCUUAUCCGUUUGUACCACCGAUCCCUGGUUGGGAUAAAACUGGUGUAUUUGUAUAUCGUACCAUCAAUGAUUUAAACGAAAUUAUCAAUUAUGGCAAAAAAUCUAAACGUGGUGCAGUAAUUGGGGGUGGUUUACUUGGUCUUGAAGCCGCUAAAGCUUUGAUGGAUUUGGGAUUGGAUGUAACAAUCGUUGAAGUUGCUCCAGUAUUAAUGGCAAGACAAUUAGAUGCUACAGGUGGAGAAAUGCUUAAAGAUGAAAUCGAUAAAUUAGGAAUUAAAUGUAUUCUUGGUAUUCCACCAAAGGAAAUUACUACUGACGAAGAUGGCAGGGUUUCAGGUAUUCGGUUUGAAAAUGACUCAAUUGAAUUGGAUUUAGUUAUCGUUGCUGCGGGUAUUCGUCCACGUGAUGAACUCGCUAAAGCAUCGGGAAUUUCGACACACCAACGUGGCGGCGUUUUUGUUGAUGAUUGUCUACAAACAAGCGACCCUAACGUUUACGCAAUCGGUGAAGUCGCUUUAUAUGGUGGUAUGAUUUAUGGUCUUGUUGCACCUGGUUAUGAUAUGGCUGAUGUUGUUGCAAGUAACUUGACAGGUGGAGAUAAACGAUUCUUGGGAGGAGAUUUGUCAUGUAAACUUAAACUUUUGGGAGUUCACGUUGCCAGCUUUGGUGACUAUACUGCUAGUAAAGAUGUGGCGAUGCCUUUGUUAUACAACGAUCCCUUUGGCUCUGUGUAUAAAAAACUUUUAUUCUCAAAGGAUGGCAAAUACUUGCUCGGUGGAAUUAUGGUCGGUGAUACAGAUGAUUAUACUAAACUACACGCUCUAAUGAAAUCAAAGAAAGUUUUAACUGUUGCUCCCGGCGAGCUUAUUCUUGGUGUUAAAUCCGGUCAAGCUCCCGGUGCAGAUGAUCUUCCUGAUGAAGCUCAAAUUUGUUCAUGUAAUAAUGUAUCAAAAGGGCAAAUUCGGGACGCAGUUAAAAUCGAAGAGUGUCGUUCUAUUGGUCAAAUUAAAUCAUGUACAAAGGCCGGUACAGGAUGCGGUGGAUGUCUUCCGGCUGUAACAGAAAUUUUCGAGACUGAAAUGAAAGCAUUAGGUCACGUGGUGACUAAUGCGCUUUGUCCUCAUUUCAGUUUAACACGUGCUGAAUUAUUUCAAGUUGUCAAAAUAAAAAAAUUGACAAAUUUCAAAGACAUUAUUGAAAAGGUCGGCAAAAAUGGAACUCACGGAUGUGAAAUCUGUAAACCAGCUGUCGCGUCAAUUUUAGCUAGUUUAUGGAAUGAUCAUAUUCUUAAUCACGCCAAUUUACAAGACACGAAUGACCGUUAUCUUGCGAAUAUUCAACGUGGUGGAUUAUAUUCGAUAAUUCCUAGAGUACCUGGAGGUGAAAUCACACCUGAAAAGCUUCUAGUGAUAGGAGAAGUUGCCAAAAAAUAUGGAUUAUACACUAAAAUUACUGGUGGCCAAAGAAUUGAUCUUUUUGGUGCUAGAAAACAAGAUUUACCUACUAUCUGGGAAGAACUUGUUAAUGCCGGUUUUGAAUCCGGCCAUGCUUAUGGAAAAGCUUUGAGAACUGUAAAAUCUUGCGUUGGUUCAGAGUGGUGUCGUUAUGGUCAAGGAAAUAGCGUAGCCUUUGCUAUUGAAAUAGAAAAUCGGUAUAAGGGAAUUAGAGCUCCUCAUAAGAUUAAAGCCGCCGUCUCUGGUUGCAUUAGAGAAUGUGCAGAAGCUCAAGGAAAAGAUUUUGGUCUCAUUGCAACGGAUAAUGGUUAUAAUUUAUAUGUUUGCGGUAAUGGUGGAGCUAAACCAAAGCAUGCUGUUUUACUGGCAAAGGAUAUUUCGGAAGAACUCGCCAUCAAAUAUAUCGAUAGGUUUUUAAUGUAUUAUAUCCAUACUGCUGAUAGAUUGACGCGUACAGCAAGAUGGCUAGAAAAAAUGGAAGGAGGAAUUGAAUAUCUUAAAAAAAUUAUUAUUGAUGACCAUCUUGGCAUUUGCGCAGAAUUGGAAGAAGACAUGGCUCGAUUAAUUUAUUCCUAUGAAUGUGAGUGGGCCAAAGUCGUGCAAGACCCAAAAAGACGUGAAGAUUUUACUCAAUUUAUAAAUACGGACGAAACCAUUGAUGGAAUUGAAUGUAUAAGUGAACGUGGUCAAUCCCGUCCGGCAGAUUGGCCAAAAGAAUGUGCAGUCACAGAAAAAGACAUUAGUGAAGUUAAAAAAUCAGCAAAUUUGGAAUCAAAGAAAUGGGUGAAGAUUGCUCCAUCUAGUGCAUUCCCAGAUGAUGCUGGGCAGGUCAUCAAAUAUGGAGACACACAAAUCGCAAUUUUUAAUACCAAUGAACGUACAAAAUGGUAUGCUACACAAAAUAUGUGCCCGCAUAAGCGAGCUUUUGUAUUAUCUCAGGGGUUAGUUGGCGAAGAAGAAAAUGGCACGAUUAAAGUAAGCUGUCCAAUGCAUAAGAAAAAUUUCGCAUUGGAAACUGGUGAAUGUGUAUCGGGAGAUGUGGAUCUCAAGCUUAUGACUUUCGAAAUUAAAAUUGAGGAUGAUUUCGUAUGGCUAUAUCUUCCUCCCAAACAAGAACUUGAUCGAAUUCUUGGAACAAGUAAAUGGAAAGUUUCUAAAAAAUUAUCGAAAAUGAGCAAGAGCAAAAAUAAUAUAGAAAUUUUGGGAAGUACAGCUGCAGUUGGGUGUGGUGAUAUAUCACCUUGUGGUGAUAAAAAAAUGGAUUGGUAAUUACUUCUGUACCGUGUAUUUUAAAUUGGAUAAAUUAAAUUUAAGUACCAUUUUUAUUUAUAUUAGCAGUUCAAAUAAUAUCUUUGCAGUUUGCAAAGUCAUUAUAGAACAGAUUAUAUUCGAUAGAUUCUUAUACAGUCAAUGAAAUUUAUGAACUAAAAAUGUUAGUGCAUUUUAUUUAUUUUAAUCGUAACCCUUAAACUGUUUUGCAGGCAAAUUUGCCUGCAAUUUUGUUUUUUAAUUAAAGAUACUUUAAAUGUUUUAAAAU